This is a messenger RNA of Ictidomys tridecemlineatus (thirteen-lined ground squirrel), 2229 nucleotides long. It is a transcript of the gene Gpr37l1, whose product is annotated as G protein-coupled receptor 37 like 1. NCBI's taxonomy places the organism in Eukaryota, Metazoa, Chordata, Mammalia, Rodentia, Sciuridae. Gene Ontology annotation, cellular component: signaling receptor complex; plasma membrane. Gene Ontology annotation, biological process: positive regulation of MAPK cascade; adenylate cyclase-inhibiting G protein-coupled receptor signaling pathway. Gene Ontology annotation, molecular function: G protein-coupled peptide receptor activity. The record is from RefSeq and is a predicted model, not a curated record.
GCGGACCCAGCCGGCCAGCUGCCUCUCUUGAUUCUGCCCGGCACUUGGGUCUCCUGCCCUCACCUGCUCUCUCCAGGGCAGCUGUGUCCUGCUUGUCCGGCCAUGCGGUGGCUGUGUCCCCUGGCUGUGUCUCUUGCUGUGGUGCUGGCUGCAGGGCUAAACAGGGUCUCUGGGGGUGCCCCCUCACCCUUGGGCAGGCACAAAGCUGAGACCCAAGAGCAGCAGAGCCGAUCCAAGAGAGGCGCUGAGGAUGAGGAGGCCAAAGAGGUGCAGCAUUAUGUGCCUGAGGAGUGGGCUGAGUACCCCAGGCCUAUCCACCCUGCUGGCCUGCAGCCCACCAAAUUGUUGGAGGCCACCAGCCCCAGCCUGGACAAGGACGGGGGCAUCCUGAGCAGCGGGCAGGAGCUGAGGGGCAAUCUGACGGGGGUGCCGGGUCAGAGGCUGCAGAUCCAGAACCCCCUGUAUCCGGUGACCGAGAGCUCCUACAGCGCCUAUGCCAUCAUGCUCCUGGCACUGGUGGUGUUUGCUGUGGGCAUAGUGGGCAACCUGUCCGUCAUGUGCAUCGUGUGGCACAGCUACUACCUGAAGAGUGCCUGGAACUCCAUCCUCGCCAGCCUGGCCCUCUGGGAUUUUCUGGUUCUCUUUUUCUGCCUCCCGGUUGUCAUCUUCAACGAGAUCACCAAGCAGAGACUGCUGGGUGACAUUUCUUGCCGGGCUGUGCCUUUCAUGGAGGUUCUGAUCAUGUGCCUCUGUCUCCCUCCACACCCUGGCCCACAGGUUUCCUCUCUGGGAGUCACGACCUUUAGCCUCUGUGCCCUGGGCAUUGACCGCUUCCAUGUGGCCACCAGCACCCUGCCCAAGGUGAGGCCCAUUGAGCGGUGCCAGUCAAUCCUGGCCAAGCUGGCUGUCAUCUGGGUAGGCUCCAUGACUCUGGCGGUGCCCGAGCUCCUGCUGUGGCAGCUGGUACAAGAGCCAGCCCCCACCACGGGCACUGUGGACUCGUGCAUCAUGAAACCCUCAGCCAGCCUGCCCGAGUCCCUUUACUCCCUAGUGAUGACCUAUCAGAAUGCCCGCAUGUGGUGGUACUUUGGCUGCUACUUCUGUCUGCCCAUCCUCUUCACGGUCACCUGCCAGUUGGUGACGUGGCGGGUGCGGGGCCCGCCGGGUAGGAAGCCGGAGUGCCGGGCUGGUAAACACGAGCAGUGUGAGAGCCAGCUCAACAGCACCGUGGUGGGCCUGACCGUGGUCUACGCCUUCUGCACCCUCCCGGAGAACGUCUGCAACAUCGUGGUGGCCUAUCUGUCCACCGAGCUCACCCGCCAGACCCUGGACCUUCUGGGCCUCAUCAACCAGUUCUCCACCUUCUUCAAAGGCGCCAUCACCCCGGUGCUCCUCCUGUGCAUCUGCCGGCCGCUGGGCCAGGCCUUCCUGGACUGUUGCUGCUGCUGCUGCUGCGAGGAGUGCGGGGCCUCGGAGGCCUCGACCGCGGGGGGCUCGGACAGCAAGCUCAAGACCGAGGUGUCUUCCUCCAUCUACUUCCACAAGCCCAAGGAGUCCCCCCCACUCCUGCCUCUGGGCACGCCUUGCUGAGGCCAGGCCCCUGUGGGGAUGGGGGCACAGGAGGAGGGGUGGAGCAGGCAGGGAGGGGCACCAGCCCAGCCGGAGCCGAGCCUGCUGUUUCUUUCCCCGUAGGUCUUGCUUCUCUGCCCAUCUUGCUGUCUAGACAUGGACCUGGCUCCUCUUGACAAGGCUGGGGGUGUCAAACCUCUUUUCCCCAAGCAGGGCCUUCCGUGUGGCUCUGAGGGGCCUCCUAGCCCUGUCCCUUCCACGGGUGGGCGGUGAUGCUCCUAGGUCCUUAGAGCUGCCCCCAAUCGUUGUCCCACCACCUGGGAGCCUGGACUUGGCCUUCCCUACCUUGGUUGCAGCCUGUUUCCUUUCUCUGCCUUGGAACCUGACUCUAUGGUAGUUGAGUCCUCCCCAAGCAUCAUCUCCUCAUCCCCCAACCCAGGGACCCGUCCUGGAAUGGGGGGCUCCGCCUGACCAGCCUCAGGACCCUUUUCUCUGGACUGAAUCGGUCCCUGCCCUGGACACCUCCUCCCUUCUUUCAGAAGAUUUCUCUCUCCUCCCUCGUCCUUUCUCUGAGGUUCCCCGGGUGGCCCUCCUCGACCCUCUCUCCUUAGGUGCUGUCCUAUAGAAGGCCCUUCUUGACAAUAAACCAGGUAGAACUCA